AUGGAACCUGAAUAUACAAAAUAUAUCCUUGGUAAAGUUAAUUCACAACAAUACCAAUCAAAUUAUAAUAGUAUUCCUCCUCAUUUAACAAUACAAAAAGAGUGUUAUGCACAUUCUGAUUUAAUAACAUCAUUAUUAUUUUAUCAAUCAGGCAAUUCAUUUAUUUCAACAUCAAUGGAUGGUUAUGUUAUGGAUUGGGAUACAGAAUCUUUUGAUUUUAAAAAUGAUUAUUAUAUUGGACAUACUGGACUAAUUUAUGGUACAACAGAUGAAAAUAAUUAUGUUGCGGUUAUAUGUGCUGAUGGAAGUGUAUCAUUAAUUGAUAAACGAUCAGGGAAAUAUAUUUGUAUUGAAACACCUCGUAGAAAAGCAACAAAAUGUUGUUUUUGUCAAAAUGAUUUAGUAAUUGGAUAUAAUGAUGGAAUUAUUAAAUGUUGGAAUAUUGCACAACAAAAAUUUGGAGAUACUAUUGAACAACAUCAUAAAAGUAUUACAUCAUUAUCAUCAAAGAAAAAUGAAAUUAUGUCAGCAUCAACAGAAGGAACAGUUGGAAUAUGGGAUGUAAUAAAAAAAGAGAAAAGAUAUACAUUUUCAUUAGAUAAAUCAAUAAUGAAUUGUAAAUAUGUUCCAAAUGGGAAAAUGUUAUUAUUAUUAAUGGAAACAGGAGAUGCAUUUUUUUAUAAAUUAGAAAAUAAUUCUAAGUCACAAUACUUUUAUGGAUUUAAUAAAAUAAAUCAAAAUUCUCCAUUUGACUUUCUUACAGAUACAAGAGAAGGUCAAUUUUUAAAAAAAUUUAUUGUUAAUUCAGAUGGUAUUAAUUCUAUUAAUUUUUGGUCAGUAGAAACAAUGAAAUGUAUUCAAUCAAUUCCAACUGAUGAUAUUACUAUAACUGCAUUAUCUUGUCAUCCUACAGAAAUGUUUUUUAUUACAGGUGGUGAUCUUUCUGAUACGUCAAUUAAAUUAUGGAAAUAA
Messenger RNA from Entamoeba histolytica HM-1:IMSS, 972 nucleotides. Its product is annotated as WD domain containing protein. Gene Ontology annotation, molecular function: protein binding. The coding region runs from base 1 to 972 and encodes 323 amino acids. The record is from RefSeq and is a predicted model, not a curated record. The transcript is spliced from 3 exons. NCBI's taxonomy places the organism in Eukaryota, Evosea, Mastigamoebida, Endamoebidae.